This is a messenger RNA of Sander lucioperca (pikeperch), 2129 nucleotides long. RefSeq names its product protein MB21D2-like. Lineage: Eukaryota; Metazoa; Chordata; Actinopteri; Perciformes; Percidae. The record is from RefSeq and is a predicted model, not a curated record. The coding region runs from base 190 to 1734 and encodes 514 amino acids. The transcript has 4 exons.
UGACAGAAACUUUAUUUUGAAGGCGGUUGACCAGCGGAUGUGCGGGGGCUGUUUUUCCGGUGGUUGUGUUCGGUGUGUGGUGUGUGGCUCGGUUCGGCUCGGCUCGGCUCGUCUCGGUUCAGAGGAACAGACCGGCAGCGGUACAGUAGUAUCAGCUGUUGUAGUAAACCUGUGACCGCAGGAGGAAAGAUGGCGGCCCCUGCUCUCUCUAGUCGGGCUGGCUCGGCGGGCAGCCUCGGGAACAGCCCCACCAUGGCCGCCGGCAGGCUGCCUCACAGCGGCGGCAGCGGCAGCGGUCCCGGGCCCGAGCUGGACUUCAGGUCGGCGGCCCGCAUGGAGGACCUGAACCGGCUCAUCCAGGAGUUCAGCAAGCACGACCAGCGGGAGUACGACGACCAGCGGGCUCUGGAGAUCCACACGGCCAAGGACUUCAUCUUCUCCAUGCUGGGAAUGGUCCAGAAGUUGGACCAGAAGCUGCCGGUAGCUAACGAGUACCUGCUCCUGUCGGGCGGCGUGCGGGAGGGCGUGGUGGACAUGGACCUGGACGAGCUGAGCGUGUACGCCCGCGGGACGGACUACGACAUGGACUUCACCCUGCUGGUCCCGGCGCUGAAGCUCCACGACCGCAACCAGCCGGUGACGCUGGACAUGAGACACUCGGCGCUCGGCCACUCGUGGCUCAGCCUGCGCCUCUUCGACGAGGGAACCAUCAACAGGUGGAAGGACUGCUGCACCGUGGUCGACCACAUCAGCGGCACGGUGAACUACUUCUUCUCUCCCACGCUGGUGGCGGACUGGUUCCACCAGGCCGUGGCGCUGGUGCUGCUGGAGGUGCAGAAGAAGCCGCAGCGAGGCGUCCCGCGGGUGGAGAAGGUACAGAGGAACGGCACGGUGAUCUCCGUCAUCCUGGGCGUGGGCAGCAGCCGCAUGCUCUACGACAUCGUCCCCGUGGUGUCCUUCAAAGGCUGGCCGGCCGUGGCCCAGAGCUGGCUGAUGGAGAACCACUUCUGGGACGGCAAGAUCACCGAGGAGGAGGUGAUCAGCGGCUUCUACCUCGUCCCCGCCUGCUCGCACAAAGGCCGCAAGGAGAACGAGUGGCGGCUGUCCUUCGCCCGCAGCGAGGUGCAGCUGAAGAAGUGCAUCUCGUCCAGCCUGAUGCAGGCCUACCAGGCCUGUAAAGCCAUCAUCAUCAAGCUGCUGUCGCGGCCCGUAGCCGUGAGCCCGUACCACCUGCGCAGCAUCAUGCUGUGGGCGUGCGACCGCCUCCCCGCCAACUUCCUGAGCCAGGACGACUUCUCCGCCCACUUCCUGCUGGGCCUGAUCGACGACCUGCAGCACUGCCUGGUCAACAAGACGUGUCCCAACUACUUCAUCCCUCAGUGCAACAUGCUGGAGCAGCUCUCGGACGCGGACGCCAUGCUGCACGCUCGCAAACUCUCCUCGGUGCGCUCGGACCCGGCCGAGCACCUGCGCAGCACCAUCGAGCACGCCAAGGCCGCCAACCGGCUCACGGUGGAGGUGCAGUGGCGCGGAGGAGGCAGCGCAGGCGGCAGCGCCACGGGCACCCCCCCCUCGCCGCAGUCGGACGCCGGCGGCGACAGCCAGCCCGACGACCGGCUGGCCAAGAAGCUGCAGCAGCUCGUCACGGAGAACCCCGGGAAGUCCAUCUCCGUGUUCAUCAACCCCGACGACGUGACGCGGCCGCACUUCCGCAUCGACGACAAGUUCUUCUGAGACACGAAACUAACGGAGAAACAAACAUUCUCUCCUCCUUCUCCUUCUUCUUCAGCUUCUUCUCUUUGCCUUCUCUGGACUCUAUUCUAGAGUCCAGAGAAUAGAGUCUCGAGUUGGACUUGAGUCCAGAAACUCUAUUCUCUGGACUCGAGACCUGACUUGGACUCGCGGACUGAUGACUUGUACUUGGACUCGAGGAUAUAUAAAAUCAGACUUUUGAGCAUUGAUGAAAAAGGACUCGGACGUUGAAUGACGUUUCUGACUAAAUAGAUUCUGAGAAACGUUCUCUUCUCCUUCUCCUCUCUGCCUUCCCAGGGUACCUUCAGGGUACCUGCCGGGUUUUAAACGUGUUAAACGAGACAAAGAUCGGAAUCAGAAAUACAUUUAUUGUUUGG